CUUGCCUUGGGAUCUAAUCUUGGUGUUCCGACAUUGCACAUCUAUACCAUCUAUACAUUACAUUUGUACAAGGAAUUCCUCUGAUUUUUCCAUUAUCCAUGCAAGAACGCCACGCACAAUUGAGGCGUCGUUGAAAGGUGCAUCCAUUCUGGAGGAACAUUUCUUCUUUUUUUUGGUCUUCAUUUUUGCUGAAGCGUUCACUUUUUUGAGGGGAAAAUUCUUCCAGUAGAGAGUAUGAUUGACAUUUUAUUGCUGGUUUUGUGUGGAAUGUCGAGCAGCGCUCUGGCAAAAGAAUCUUCUGGCAAGUACAGCACCCCCCUGCUCGACGUGAAAGUACAGCAGCUUAUUUUGGAGGCCAACCAGACUCUUCAGCUGAAGUGCAGGGGCAAAGGAGCGCUGCUGUGGAUACCCCCCCUGCAGGUGGCGACCCACAACCAGACCGUGCAGGUGAGCCACUCGCGUUGCCGGCGGCAACACUGCAGCACCCUGACGGUCAGCGCGGCGCAGUCAUGGCACACGGGGUCCUACCGCUGCGCAUACAGCCACCGGCAGAGCCGACACACCGGCGUCUACGUCUACGUCACAGAUAGCAAGCACCCGUUUGUGAAGGAGCACUCGGGCACCCCAGAGCUCGUCUUCCUGGUGGCCGGCAAGCCCCUCCUCUUCCCCUGCCAAGUCACCUCGCCUGAUGCCAACGUCGUCUUAGUCAAGGUGCAGCCCCCCAGGGAGAAUCUGGUCCCGGAUCAGAAGGAGAUCUUGUGGAACAGCAAAGAGGGCUUCACCAUCCGCACCCCCACCAUCUUGCACACCGGCCUCUUCUACUGCCAGGCCACCGUCGCCGGGGUGACACACCAGCAGUACUACCUGGUGCACAGGCCAGUGUUCUCGAUAGACAAGGUGUUCCUGAAUGCCAGUCGCCCCCUGCAGGCGUUGCUAGGUGACCGGCUGGUCCUCAACUGCACGGCCACCGCGCCGCUCAACACCAGAGUCAACAUCCGAUGGAGCUACCCUGGGGAGGGCCUUCGUAAGAUCGGCCAGGUGAACCGCAUGGAGAUCCGGGGGCUUCAGGUGGUGUUCCACAGCAUCAUGACCAUCUCACACCUCCGCAAGUACGACCGGGGCAUGUACGUCUGCCACAUGAGGAACGACCGCGCCCACGCCUCUGCCAACACCACCGUCACCAUAUACGACCAGCCCUUCAUCCGACUAAAACACAGAAAUGGAUCUGAGGUGCAGGCGUUCAAGGGACAGAAGUCCUUCCGAUUGGCCCCCAAAGUCAGAGCCUUCCCGACUCCAGAAAUCAUCUGGUUAAAGGAUGGGGUGCCGGCAUCAGAGAAGUGUUCUCGCUACCACCUGGACGGCACCUCCCUGCUCAUUCGGGACGUGGCGGAGGAUGACGCCGGAGUCUACACAGUUCUCGCCGGGAUUCAGAAGUUUGGACUUUACCAGAACCUCACAAUAUCACUGGUGGUGAACGCGCGGCCGCAGAUAGGGGAGAAAGCUGUGUUGGUGCAGGAUCCCGGGACAGUUCGGCGAGGGAGUCGACACGCAGUCCGCUGCACCUCUCAUGGGGUACCGCCCCCCCAGGUCCAGUGGCUCUGGCACCCCUGUCCCCCUAAAGGCCGAUGCAUCCCACCACCUGCGCCACCUUCUCGCGCUGCACGCCGCCUCACGUCUCCUGCGCCACCUCCUCGCGCUGCACGCCGCCUCACGUCUCCUGCGCCACCUCCUCGCGCUGCACGCCGCCUCACGUCUCCGAGGGCGUGGGAUUGGAGGCCUGUGUCGGAGCAGGCAGGAGUGUCGUCGCCAGGCAACCGCAUCCUCAGCAUCACCCAGAGGCGGGAGGUGCUACAGGGUCGCAAUAAGACUGUAGGUGUGCUGACGGUGUCGGAGGCGUCCGUGUCCGGAGUGUUCCGCUGCGUAGCAUCCAGCCUGGCCGGCCGAGAUCACAUGGACAUCCCCUUCAUAGUCACAGCCCCGCCCAACAGUGUGACCAGUACGCGUCCAGCCCCGCCCAGCCCAGCCCAACGCUGUGCCCAGUACGCGUCCAGCCCCGCCCAACGCUGUGCCCAGUACGCGUCCAGCCCCGCCCAGCCCAACACUGUUCCCAGUACGCGUCCAGCCCCGCCCAACGCUGUGCCCAGUACGCGUCCAGCCCCGCCCAGCCCAGCCCAACGCUGUGCCCAGUACGCGUCCAGCCCCGCCCAGCCCAACGCUGUGCCCAGUACGCGUCCAGUCACGCCCAGCCCAACACUGUGCCCACCCCGCCCCCCGGCUGCUAAAGCAGAGUACCUGUCUAUCGUGCUGGACCCAGGGGAGGGGCCUAUGGGCCAGGGGGAGGGGCCUAUGAGCCAGCAGUGUGAUAGGCUGCAGUUUGACCCCGCCCACUGGGAGUUUCCACGGGGAUGCCUCAAAUUUGAGAGACUGCUGGGCCAGGGGGCGUAUGGGAAAGUGCUGCAGGCCUCAGCGUUCGGCAUCGGGACCACUUACGGCUGCACCACUGUGGCCGUCAAGAUGCUAAAAGAGGGCGCCACCCCCAGUGAGCACAGGGCUCUGCUGAGCGAGCUGAAGAUCCUGAACUAUAUUGGACACCACCUGAACGUGGUCAACCUACUGGGGGCCUGCACCCUGCCGGGAGGCCCCCUACUGGUCAUUGUGGAGUAUUGCCAGCAUGGGAAUCUGUCUGCCUUCCUGAAGAGCCAACGGGAUACAUUCCAGAGGGAUACAUUCCAGAGGGAUACAUUCCAGAGGGAUACAUUCCAGAGGGAUACAUUCAGGAGCAGCAAGGUGACUGGAGAAGAGGACUGUGGGAAACGGAGUCCGGUGAGCAUCUCCAGCGGCAGCUCCAGGUGUGAUGAAGAGAGAGAGGGGGAGGAUGAUGACAAGGGCCAUGCCGGGCCUGUGGAGUCUCCCCUCCUCUUUGAGGACCUCGUCUCCUUCAGUUUCCAGGUCGCUAGGGGCAUGGAGUUCCUCGCCUCACGAAAGUGCAUUCACCGUGACCUGGCCGCCAGAAAUGUGUUGCUGUCCGCUAACAACGUUGUGAAGAUUUGCGACUUUGGUCUGGCAAGAGACAUCUACAAAAAUCCAGACUAUGUACGGAGGGGAGAUGCCAGGCUGCCGCUGAAGUGGAUGGCUCCGGAGUCCAUCUUUGACAAGGUCUUCACCACCCAGAGCGACGUCUGGUCCUUUGGAGUACUGCUGUGGGAGAUCUUCUCUCUGGGAGCCUCCCCGUAUCCCGGCAUGAGCAUGGACGAGGAGUUUUGCCAUCGGCUGAAGACCGGCACUCGCAUGCGCGCCCCAGAGUACAGCACCCCUGACAUAUAUAACAUCAUGUUGUCGUGCUGGGAGAGCGAGGCGAGCGAGAGACCCACCUUCACACACCUGCUCAACACACUGGGGAGUCUGCUGCAGACAUGCGCUCAACAGGACGGUAAGCAUUACAUUCCUCUGGACGCGCUCCUCGCUGGUGGUGACACCAGUGUGGCUCUCCAAAACGACUACACAGACGUCAACCAAAGGACACCACGCCAUGGCUAUAUGAACACCAGAGGGAUGGAUGCUGUGAGGAUCAUACAAGACGCUCCUCAGGCCAAGAACUCACAGGACAACCCAACAUACAACAGCAUGGCGGUUCCUUCAGAGGAGAGGAAGCACAUCAAAUGGAUCGAAAAACUCCAACCUGGCAACCUCAGCAAGCUUUUCUCCCUCGGAGGGUCCAGAGUGGUGGUGGGGUGCGUGGAGGCCCUCCCCUGUGUGAACAGCUCAGAGGACGACGACAGCAGCAGCAGGAGCAGCAGAAGCAGCAGCCAGCGCCACAUCAUUCCCUGCCAAACACAGUGA
This is a messenger RNA of Engraulis encrasicolus (European anchovy), 3840 nucleotides long. It is a transcript of the gene flt1, whose product is annotated as fms related receptor tyrosine kinase 1. The record is from RefSeq and is a predicted model, not a curated record. Bases 235 to 3840 code for a protein of 1201 amino acids. NCBI's taxonomy places the organism in Eukaryota, Metazoa, Chordata, Actinopteri, Clupeiformes, Engraulidae. Gene Ontology annotation, biological process: positive regulation of kinase activity; protein phosphorylation; vascular endothelial growth factor receptor signaling pathway. The transcript is spliced from 27 exons. Gene Ontology annotation, cellular component: plasma membrane; signaling receptor complex. Gene Ontology annotation, molecular function: ATP binding; growth factor binding; vascular endothelial growth factor receptor activity.